Molecule: messenger RNA, 8094 nt
Organism: Conger conger (European conger)
Lineage: Eukaryota; Metazoa; Chordata; Actinopteri; Anguilliformes; Congridae
Gene: csnk1g1
Product: casein kinase 1, gamma 1
Exons: 14
Coding region: 406-1809 (467 amino acids)
Biological process (GO): positive regulation of canonical Wnt signaling pathway; peptidyl-serine phosphorylation; signal transduction
Cellular component (GO): cytoplasm; nucleus; plasma membrane
Molecular function (GO): protein serine/threonine kinase activity; ATP binding
Source: RefSeq, a predicted model, not a curated record
CUGUCUGGCGGGUGGUGCUGGAUCAGCACUUCCGGGACUGCAGGAACCUUUACAGCACCGAACGAAGACAGCAAGAAAAAAGGAGAAAAAGGUCCAAGAUAAAAUAAAAAGCGACCACACGUCUCAUCUCUCCCGUAAGGGGCACUGACGUGAGACCACGUAGCAAACAAAACCGAAUUGAUCAAACGCAUCUAUCAUCCUUGUGAAAGUAAGUCCCUCCCUCCUUCCCGAGCGUCUCCUCUGCCCCACCCUCAUGUGGAGGUCUGCGGUUGGCGUCCUGCCGGCGUGGUUGAAGUGACGGGCGUGGCAGCGGCCCUCGUCCCAUGAGCCUUGAGCCGGCCUGAGCAGCUGCCGCGGGCACAGUUGUGGUUUCUCUGGGUCCCUUCGUGGCCGGCGCUUGGAGUCAUGGAUCACCCCAGGGAGAAGGAGGGCGAGCGUCCGGCGAGGAGCAGCAAGGUGGCCCAGGGGCGCAGCGGCCACUCGCGGCCCUCCAGCUCCUCUGCCUCCUCCGGUGUCCUCAUGGUGGGGCCCAACUUCCGCGUGGGGAAGAAGAUCGGCUGCGGGAACUUCGGCGAGCUGAAGCUCGGAAAGAAUCUCUACACCAAUGAAUACGUAGCCAUCAAAUUGGAACCAAUCAAGUCAAGGGCACCACAGCUACAUUUGGAGUACCGAUUUUACAAAACACUGGGAAGUACAGCGGAGGGGCUGCCCCAGGUGUUCUACUUCGGGCCCUGUGGGAAAUAUAACGCCAUGGUGCUGGAGCUGUUGGGCCCCAGCCUGGAGGACCUCUUUGACCUGUGUGACCGAACCUUCUCCCUCAAAACCGUCUUAAUGAUCGCCAUUCAGCUGAUCUCCCGGAUGGAGUACGUCCACUCCAAGAACCUCAUCUACAGGGAUGUGAAGCCAGAGAACUUCCUGAUUGGGCGGCAGGGCAACAAGAAGGAGCAUGUCAUUCACAUCAUAGACUUUGGCUUGGCCAAGGAGUACAUCGACCCCGAAACCAAAAAACACAUCCCUUACCGGGAGCAUAAGAGUCUUACCGGAACGGCCCGCUACAUGUCCAUCAACACGCACCUGGGGAAAGAACAAAGCCGGCGAGAUGACCUGGAAGCCUUAGGUCACAUGUUCAUGUAUUUCCUCCGGGGCAGUCUCCCCUGGCAGGGCCUGAAGGCGGACACCCUGAAAGAGCGAUACCAGAAGAUCGGGGACACCAAACGCAACACUCCAAUCGAGGUUCUCUGUGAGAGCUUCCCAGAGGAGAUGGCGACCUACCUGCGCUACGUGAGGCGGCUGGAUUUCUUCGAGAAGCCGGAUUACGAGUACCUGAGGACCCUGUUCACAGAGCUGUUUGAGCGCAAAGGAUACACCUUUGACUACACCUACGACUGGGUCGGCAGGCAGAUUCCCACGCCGGUGGGGUCCGUUCACGUGGAUUCGGGCGCGUCGGCAAUCACGAGAGAAAGCCACGCCCACAGAGACCGGCCGUCCCAGCACCAGCCGUUACGCAAUCAGACCGCCGCCUCAGACCGCCGAGGAGCAUGGGAAGUGCAGCCCAAUCGGCAGACAAACUCCUCCUACCUGAGCUCCCACCUGGCUGCGGACAGGCACGGGGGAUCAGUGCAGGUGGUCAGUUCAACCAAUGGGGAGCUGAAUGCAGAUGACCCACUGGCAGUCCACUCCAAUGCACCAAUCACGGCACAGGCAGAGGUGGAAGUGGUGGAUGAGGCCAACUGCGUGAAAAUGCUCAACCUGUGGUGCUGCUGCUUCUUCAAGCGGAAACGGAAGAAGAACACCCCGAGGCACAAGUGAUCCUCCUCCUCCUCCAUCCUGUAUCGUUUGGUUGGGUGUGUUUUUAAAAAGAGAAAUCUACAAAGGAAAAUGGGGGAAAAAAAUAAAAAUACUAGAAAAAGAAGAAAAUGAAAAAAGAAAUAAACGAAGAGUGCCUGAAAGAUGUUGAGCUGAAUUGGCGCGAGGGGACUUGCUGAUGAGAGGCAUGCACGUUUAGUCUCUACGGGAAUUGCCCCCAACCCCCCCUCCACUCUAUUUCUCACACACACACACACACACACACACACACACACACACACACACACACACACACACACACGCACCCACCCACCCGCGCACACACACGCCUUUUUUUUUCUCUUCGGUUCAUGCAAGCAGGUUAAGGGCUUAAUGGACAUGACCCUCCAACUGGGAUGUAGAGGAGACCGGCGGCCCCUGGGGGCGACCCUGCACCUGAUUACCUGCUUUUUCGUACCACUCCUCCACCCGCCCCCUGUCCUCUGGGGGUGCUGUCUUUUUCUAUUUAUUUAUUUUUGGCUCCAGUGGGAGUGAAAGUGAAGAGCUCAGGCGCCCGGUGAGGAGGCAGGCUGGCGGGGCCCUGGCUGUGGGCGGUCGGACCCUGGUCCUCCUGCGGUUCAUACGCCGUUCGCACAGCAGCAGGGCUGGGGGCUGCGUUACUGGUCACACAGUGCUGGGCGCGGAGCUAGCAGGAGCUCUAUACAUUCCUGUCUGUGUUUGAUUUAUGUCCCGUUUAUUGAUUGUACUGGACCAUGCUGUUGGUCAGUGGUCAGACAGUAGUGGUCUAGUGGUCAAUCAGUAGUCUUAACAGUGGCCCUUGCUUUUUGGCUGUAACGUACUCUCGAGCCGUCUCUGAAUAUCUGGCAUUAAAUGCAAUUGUAAUGCAUCUUAUUUUAGACAUUGCCACUUAAUGUGUUGCGGGUAUCUUUGUAAGAUUUCAGUCAGUAUAAAAAUCUAGGGGGUGAUGGAUUUCCCUCUCGGCCAGGCGAUGUGUUUAGUGGUGUGCUGAUCCUGUGAAGCGGGUUGAGUUGUUGGCCGUGGCUGCUCCCGUGCCUCUGUGUCCACACUGCCUCAAUGUGCACUCUGUCUGCAGCGUGGACUGAAGGCAAAGAUGUCAUCACCCAGAAUGUAAGAGCAGGAGCUUGCCCUUGUUCUCCCCUUUGCCUGUGCAGUGGUCGCCCCUGUGUGUGUGUUUGUGGAUGGGAGAAAGCUCAGGUGCUAGCCUUGCACAGCAAUGCCAGUGGGCAGCCAGGGGCCACUCUUGCUGGUUGAGAGCCAAAAGGAAAAGAUAACUACAGUAUGAAUAUGUUAGGCCGCUGUAUUCUGACAAACUCUGUUUAAAGCUGCUUGUUUGAAAGCAUUCUCAAUAUUCCACCGCCACACAUUACAAAUCAUUCCAACUGCCUGCUUCUCGGCCUUUUUUGUGGUAAAAUGGGCAUGUGUUGUUUGAGCCCUCAUGACUGUUGCUCUGAUUUCCUGACAAUCUCAUACCAGUCCAGUACCUAAUUAAUUCCUGCUCCAGGAUUGUGAUCGGUCAGUGCGAUAGUCAGGAUAGGUGGGAUUGUGGGCAUGAGUGGAGAUGCUGCUCCUAGUGACUACUUGUGCUGUUCUCUGGUGUUUUCGCUCACUGAAAAAAUUGGGUGGGCUUUAACUGAGAGAGUUAUUUCCUUAGCAGAAUGGUCAAAUUUAGAAGGUUGUAUAUUAAGAAUAUCUUUCCUCAUACUGAUGCUUUAUGCUUUCCAGGUGAAAACGAAAAGAAAUUAGGAAAAAGUGGAAUUAUUUACUCUCCAAGAUCACUUUGGAAAUAGCCUGCAAAGUAGAAUGUUGAUAGAAUGUAGAAACAGGCCUUGAGAGGAUUCACUUUGUUCAGUGGGCCUUUUAAAGUCUCUGUAACUGGGGAUGGGGGAAUGAUUUAAUUUCCUUUCUGCUAUUCCAGUACUGCCUUCUCACUCCAGUAAUGAAGUAUUCUAAUUUGAAGCACGGCGAAACCGCAAGCUUUUAGGUGAUCUGUCUCACGUACUGCCCUACAUUGUAAAUGUCCUGACCUGGGCGCUGAUUGUUAGAUUUUGUUGCGUACAGUGCUGUUGUCUUGUUCCAUCAAACAGUGCGUGCCCCAGAGAACUGUGCUGCACUCCAGAGACAGUGACCAAACUCCAGGCCUGGGUCUGGGGAUACUGGAGAGUGGACAGACUCAGUGUGGGACCAUGAGUGCACUCUUAAUACACUGGCACCAGCUGCCCCUGCAAUCUCUACUGUUCAAUGCCUUAACCAGUUCACCGCUCAGCAGAGCCGAUCAGGGCCGCGCUCUGGGGCCCAUGGCGAGACGCCAUUUUGUUCCUUUGCGACUCUUUCUCUGCAGGAACCUGGAACUCUUACAUCCUGGUUCAGAGCAGCAACCCAGACUGGGAGAGGGGCCCCCCCCCUCCUUCAAAUGAGAGGCCCACAUUUUACACUCUUCACAAGAUGUCCAUUAAUGCCAACUAUACCAAAUUCAGUCUUCUGUCAAAACUCAAGGCACUGAGCGAUGAGAAAUGGACUCCUGGCUUCCGUUUAGUUUGGGUUUUUUUGUUUUAUUUUUUCCCCACUCCCCUUUUUUUUUAUCUUCAUAUGAACUUUGACAUACGACGUAUGCCCCCAUAAACAGAGCUGCCAUGCUGAAAUUGGGAAUGUCACAAAGCUGGGAUUGCUCGGUCUCCUUCGACUAGGAUGUCAGCAAGAUUCACCAAAAGUGACUGCGUUCACUCGGGAAAGGAGCGCACGGGAAGAAAGCCAGCAGAGGUUCUCUGGAAAAAGUGUAUUUUCAUUUUUAAUAUUCCUGUUGUUUGUUCCUCUCAGAUGUAGCAGAGGAUUUGCUUUGAAUGAAUGCAAAAGUGGUAAAUGUAAGUAGUGACAAUGUUGCCUUGCUUUUUUCUGUUGACACCUGUUCGCUGCAUUAAUUCCAUAGGGUUUUCAUAAUUUUUUUUUAAGAAUUGUAUUUCAUUUCAUAAUAUAUACUAAAUGUGAACUGAAAAUGUAUGAUAUACUGUAAUCUUUUUAAUCCAAAUGGCCAUGCUUUUCUGGGGAAGAGUGAAACCACAGCUGGUGACUUUUGACUGCACUACAUUUCCCUUGUUGUUUACCUGAGGUGAGAUCCCCAGUCCUGUACUGUACUGUUGAGCUUGUGACAAAUUACAUGACUUCAUCUGUGUUGUAAUAGCAAAGUAAAAUAUAAACAGAAGCCUAAUGGACAAGGUUAUUUCCUAGUAUUUAUGAAAUAUUAUCAUUUUACCAAAAUUCUUCCUUUUUAUUACUCCCUUCAUAAUUCUCAAAUGUAUAUAAAUAUAUUUAUACACAGACCUACAUACAUACACAGUAUGUGUUUGUUUGGUGUGUGUACGAGUAUGUGUGUGUUUGGUGUGUGUACGAGCUUGUGUGUGUGUGUGUGUGUGUGUGAGAGAGAGGGAGAGCGCGUGUGCGCGUGCAUGUGUGUGUGUUUAUGUGUGCGCGUGUGCAUGUAUGUUUGUAAUUAAGCUGAAUCCAUUAAAUAUAACACUAGUCUAUGAAAUUCACCUCCUGGUGGGGUGCUGGAAUUGGUGUCUUAUACAGACAAACUUGUCUUAUUACAACACCACCAUUGGCUGCCACCAAGGGCUCAAGAUGACUUCAUACAAACAUCUUUGUACAACAGGACUGUAUAUUUCUGUGCUCGGAAGUCUGUAUACGUGUAUAAGUUCCCCCUCCCCCCCACCCCCCUCUCUUAAUUUUGUGAUGUGCUUCAGUUGCUUUGCAGUCUAAAUUAAUAUGUCAAAUGUACUUGAAUAUGGGGGGGGGAAAAAACAUGGGAGUAGAGUUUUCUUUCAGGUCUUUCACUCAUAGCAAAAAGAUUAUAUUUUAUGUGAAUGAUUAGUUUCUUGAGCGAGUUGGUAUUUCACUGCUAAAAUGAUGCAUCAUGUGCCUCUAUAUUCUGGAUGCAUUGCAGACUCUUUUCUGCAGAGCUUUCAGUCCCAGAUGUAUACCUGGGAUCAGUUGAAAUGCCACUAAUUUUAGCUGCAGCCAUUUUGUAUAUUUAAUCAGAAACGGGGUGAAUGCUGAUCCACGGUCUGUGCUUUUAAGUUUUAAGGGUGAUUUCUGGGCCUUCUUUACUGGUCAGGUCAGGUUUGGGUGUGUUGGCUGGCUGAUAUGAAUUGCCCGUCCGCUGUGGGGUGCUCUAUCUGUUGUGUUCUCUGAGCAGCUUUCCAUUUUCCAUGCCCAGUAUGCUGUUCAGUAUAUUUUCAGAACUGAGCUUCUCUCUUAGAUGUGUGGCAACCGGGGUUAGAGGGCUGUCCCCUCUGGCUUUAUUCUGCUGAUCCCUUGACUUUUUAAUUAUAAUUUUUUUUAUCUCUGCCAGAAUUGUAGUUUUCUGCGGGUGGCGUUGUCAUCGGUCAAAGGUUCGGAUCAGACGUUGCAGGGAGAACAGGGACACCUGCUGGACAGUCUCCCCAGUAGUAGAAUGUUAUGUAACCCACACGGGGCACUGCACUGAAAUGCUCACACCGGUUUGUAUUGGCCCGGGAGAGUGAACUGACUACUAUGAAUCCUUGAUUCUUUCUCUCCUGUCUGCUCUCCCUGAUGCCAGCCCAUUGACUGCGAGGUCUUUACCAGUGAACACUGGAAAGAUGAAGCAGACAUUUUAGUGAUUUCCUUGAAGAUGGUGUCAUGUCAUCGACCCGUUAGAACUUGUGUGUGAAGUUGAAAAGUGUUAGAGACAGAGACAUGCUUUUCCAGUUAGGAGGGAGCAUCCAGCAAGGAGUUGUAAGAUCAUCCUUGUUGGGAGCUGAUCGUAUUUUCCUCUUCAACCAAAACGGAUCCUGUUCAGAGUCUGUGCAAGCCUUCCUUCUGGUUUUUGCUGAGAUCACUUUUCUAUUUUGGCUGUUCUUGGCUGAUAUGUACUCUUCCCUUUAAGUUGACAGACUUGAUGUGAAGUCUCUUGGGAAAAUUAGAAAAUGACUUGCAUUGGUUUCUGACUCCAUUGCCUUUCUUAUAGCAAAUAAUAAAAAUGGGCAUUUUUGGUAUUUACCUUUUAUUUUUUAUCGGAACUACAUUUAGUUUGCUUCUUUUUUCUUUUAUUUUUUACUACAUUUGCUUUUUGUUUUGCCAGCAUCACAGAUAAAGGAAUAAAUUAUAUUGUACCUUUUUAAGAAUAUACAUUUUUAAAAAGGAUUGCACAAGUGCUCCAAGAAGGAAUUCCUAUUCCCAUUUUCAUGGGUUGUCAGAAUGUACAAAGGGUAUCUAAAGUCCUGUCUCCAUUGGUUGCAUCUGCAUGGCAAUUUGGACCCGGAAGCGAUUGGUUCCAUAAACGGCUUUCUUGUAGUCAGCUCUGAGCAUGUGGCUGUUACACUGGUAUCACCUUUAGCCAUAAUUGUACUUUAAUUCUAAACACUUUUUUAAAAAUCUAACCAGAAUUGCCACAAUCUUACUCUCGUUAAGUUGAUUUCCAGAGCGCACAUUUCUCUUUUUACAUUACAUUACAUUUCAACAUCUAUUCCAGACACUUUGCCUCUUGAUGAGUGUCAUUUGUUUAGAAAUGGCCGGUGUCACCAGUUUGUCAUGUUUUCUCCCUGCAUGUGUCAAAAUGGUGUGCAAAACCUCAACAAUAAAGCUGCAGAAAGAGAGAAAGCUGAUGGAGCAUAAUUUAUGUUGUCUUUGGUUCUUUGGCACUUUUUAAGUCGCUAUACUGUAGAUUUGUCUCCGUUUCAGAUGGGGAGAGGGUGGGUAACAAACAUGACUGCAAUAUAUAAUUAUUUCCAAUUGUAAAAUUGUACAAAGUUCACCAUUGUUUUUAUGUUAGUUGGAUUCUGUAAGACAAGCCUGAUUUUAUUUUUAUUUUCUUCUUCAAAACUGUGGAAAUCAGACAUGUACAGUACAAGAGUCUAUUUUUCCUCUUGUCCAGGCAGUGGUUUCAAAGCUAUGGUUAAGAGUCGAGUCUUAAAAACUGUAUUAUGAAUAUUGUGUUGAAAUGAAUGUCACUUCAAAAAUGUAUUUGAAUGGUUUAUCCUGGUUAAGGGCUUCAAUCCUGAAGGACCCAUUUUGGUUUUCUGAUUUAGAUUUUUUAAAAAUCAUUAUUAUUAUAAUAAUUAUUAUUCUUCGUAUUAUUUUUUAAGUUACAGAAAGAUAAAGGUCCUGAUUCUCUUAAAUGCCUAUUUUCCAGAGGCUUCAUGUGAAAAUGUCACGUGACCUUUAAAAUUUUCACUUUUUACUCCCUCCACACUUAAAGGGAAACUCAAGUUUGCACCCUUUUUUAUGUAAAAUAAAAAAUCUCUCUUAACCUUU